Messenger RNA from Naegleria fowleri, 1047 nucleotides. RefSeq lists its product as uncharacterized. Gene Ontology annotation, cellular component: nucleus. Lineage: Eukaryota; Heterolobosea; Eutetramitea; Acrasida; Naegleriidae. Bases 1 to 1047 code for a protein of 348 amino acids. Gene Ontology annotation, molecular function: protein binding; mRNA binding. The transcript has a single exon. The record is from RefSeq and is a predicted model, not a curated record.
AUGCCAACACAAUCACAGCGUCAUCAUCGAACACACAACGAUCAAUCAUCAUCGCUCCCGAGUGGUUUUUCUGGUUUUGCAGCCUUUUCAAAGAAUAAAAAUUCAACAUCAUCAUCCAACUGGAAUAAAGCUGUGGAGAGUCAAUGGAGUGCUCCGCAGGAAUUUAUUAAUGAGGCCUCAAGCGUCAUGGAGAGAUCAUCGGGAGGUGAUCCAUUUGAUAAAUACAAAACAAAAUCAAUAUCGGAGCGAGAAAAUGAUUAUACAUCAAGAUGGAGAAAUGUACAGUUAUCACCAGAAAGAGUAGACCCUUUUGCAAAACAUAUUUCGGAGCAAGAAAAGAAAACAAAAAGAACCUAUCAUGAAAUUUAUGAGGAAAAUAAAUUGGAACGAGAAAAGAAGCAUUUACUUUAUCAGAUGAAGAAAAAACAAAUAUUGGGAAAUGAAAAGAUCCAACAACAGGAAACAGCCUCUCAACCUGGUUCAUCUCAGCAUCAUUACAAUGAAAAGGAAGACAAUUCAGCACAAGAGGAAAAUUCUGCAAUAGUUAAUGUAGGAAUUAGUUUUGAAUUGAGUGGCGUGUUGGUAAAGCAAACAAACGUUGUAAAUCAAAAAGGAACAGUUUUAAAAUGGCAAGCUCCACCUGAAUGUAGAUUACCUGAUGUGAAGUGGAUGAUGUUCGAAAUGAAAGAUGACAAAGCUGAAGGAGAACCAUUUUUACUGUACAAACAAAAAGCUUGGCUAUUUGGUAGAGAUAGCGAUGUUUCAGAUAUUCCAACGUUGAAUCCAUCUUGCAGCAAGCAACAUGCAGUUAUUUGUUUUCGAUUUACGACUGGUGUUGGUGAUGACAAACGAGCUCGACUUACAGGACAAUCUAUUGGUUCAACAAAACCAUUUAUUAUUGAUUUGCAAAGCACGAAUGGGACUUUUGUCAAUGGAGAAAGAAUACCGGAUUCUCUCUAUUAUGAGUUAAGAGAGUUUGAUCUCAUUAGAUUUGGAACAAGUUCAAGAGAAUACAUGAUACUUCACGAUAAAUCAGAGGCCAAAUAG